Lycium ferocissimum is the source of this 973-nucleotide messenger RNA. RefSeq names its product remorin-like. Lineage: Eukaryota; Viridiplantae; Streptophyta; Magnoliopsida; Solanales; Solanaceae. Bases 185 to 775 code for a protein of 196 amino acids. The record is from RefSeq and is a predicted model, not a curated record. The transcript is spliced from 5 exons.
UUUUUUGGCAACUUUAACUUCCCUUAUUUCUAGUUCUACCUACUCUUUUUCUACUUCCUUCAUCUCUCUUUUUUUUGUUUUCUUUCUGAAAUUUUCAUUCACUCUCUGAAGUUUCUUGAAGAGUCAUCUAUUAGGCUACAAUUAUUUGUAUAAAAAAACACAUUUUAUCAUAUAGGUUACAAUUAUGGGAGAAGAAGAAGCAACCCCUCUAGUUUCUCCACAAUCUUCUAAAGAAACUGAUCAAGAAAAAGAGCACAAAAAUGAAGAACCAAAACAGAAAGUUGAAGAAAAUGCUUCUGCCCUUGUUCCAAAUUUAGAGGAUAAACAGAAAAUCUCUCCCCCUUCUCCAGAAAAAGCUGCAGAUUCUGGAGUUCAGAAAAGUACUGGAGGUGCCAAGGACAGAGAUAUUGCCCUUGCAAAGGUUGAAUCAGAGAAAAGAUUGGCUUUGAUCAAGGCAUGGGAAGACAAUGAAAAAGCAAAGGCUGAAAACAAGGCAUUUAAAAAGUUGUCAGCAGUUGGAUCUUGGGAGAACAGAAAGAAGGCAACUGUAGAUGCUGAACUGAGACAAAUUCAGGAAGAGUUGGAGAGGAAGAAGGCGGAAUAUGCAGAGAAGAUGAAGAACAAGAUGGCUGAAAUUCACAGAGAAGCAGAAGAAAAGAGGGCUAUGAUUGAAGCGAAACGAAGCAAAGAUUUUCUCAAGGUAGAGGAAACUGCUGCAAAAUUUCGUGCUGCUGGAAAUUUGCCCAAAAAGUUCUUUGCAUGCUUUGGCUACUAAAUUUUUCUUCUUGUUAAAAAUCUGAAAAACAUUAAUCAUAUGCAGACUCUGCAUACUGUUUUCUACUUUUGUUUCUCUGUGCUGGUUGGGUGUAAUUGCUUAAUGAUCUUCUUGUGUAUAGAUUAUAGAGAAAGUUCUUGUUUAUAUUCUUGAUAGAACAAUCACGUGUGAUGAACAAACACUCAGAAUUAUUGUUAA